CAAUCUAGGUGUCGUGUUUUACUCAUCAGAACCAAAACCAUGGCGAAUGCUAACUUUCUCUCUCUGAAAUUCUCUUCUACCCAAGAAACUGAUCUUCUAGCCCGAAGCGUGAAAAGAGUUAAGGGACCUUCUGUAGACGUUCCAUAUUCUUCCAAGGAAGAAACCAUGGCGGAGGCUGCCUCUACUGCCCCGUCAUAUAGGGACAAGCUCCUCCUUGAUGGGUUGAUCGAUUCCUCUAAUGUCGACCUCUCUUUUGAUGCUAUUCCAGAAUACUUUGACGAGGACUCUGAUAUCGAUGAUGACCCGAAUGAUCCAGCCCCAAUUGUCUUGUUUUCUAAAGAAGACAAGAAGCGGAUGAGGGACCCCUGGAAAAAUGCUCUUAUUAUUAAAACCUUCAACAAGACAGUGGGCUAUACCUUCCUUUAUGCUAGCAUCAAAGCUCAGUGGAAACCGACAGGUAAGUGGGAAUGUAUUGAUCUUGGUCUUGAUUAUUUUCUUGUUCGUUUUCAGGAUCAGGUUGAUCUCAACAAAGUCAUCAAUGGAGGACCUUGGUUUGUCGGUAGUUCCUAUCUCACCAUUAGACCAUGGGAGCCCAACUUUAAGCCUGAAAGUGCUACUUUUUCACACACAGUCAUCUGGGCUCAGCUCCCAGGUCUCUCUGCAGAGUACUAUGAUCCAAUCUCACUGCACAAAAUUGGCAAUACUAUUGGGACCCUUCUUCGCGUGGAUGCCCACACUGCGCAUCACACACGAGGUCAGUACGCUCGUGUGUGUGUUCGGGUCGAUCUCAACAAGCCAUUGGUAAAGAUUGUUCGAUUGGGGAAAAUUCGCCAAAAGGUGGCUUAUGAAGGAAUUCGUGGGCUCUGUUUCUCAUGUGGCAGGAUUGGUCAUCGCAAAGAACAAUGUACAUUUAAAUCUUUAGUGGCCACACCUGUGGGGGAUAGGAGUGUUGAGGCUCAGAGGGAUGGCUCCAUAGAAUCUAUCAACAAACAAGUGGAGGCUACCCCUAGCAAAAAUGCCAGCGAAGAUGAAUUUGGUCCUUGGCUCAUCGUCGAACGAAGGAAAAAGAAGAAACCAGUGAAAGUGAUGCUGGAUUCCUUGUCGUUCGGGAGGAACAGUAACCACAGGGACUACAAUGAACAUGGUGAUUCGUACCGGAAUGUCGGAUCAGCAAUCCAACCAACCCAACAGGGUCCGAGACCCAGAAGAGCUAACGAAAAAAUGACAGGUGCAUUGAAUGUGAAAAGCCAAUUCAAACCUGUUAACAGAACGGAAACAAAGAUGACCGUUAAUUCCUCUGAUUGUAAAGUUAUGGAUUCUAGGCCUAAUGGAGUCCAGGCAAGUAGCGUACCAGCAUCUAAGGGGAAAGAAGUGUUGGAGGUGGGCACAUUAACUACUCUCAUCUUUGAACAAAGCAACAACCCAACUCCCUCGAUGGACCAGCCCAUAAAGGAUCUUAUCAAAACUAAUGGGCUAUCUAAGCCCAUCACCAGUAAGCCCCACUCUCUGGAAGUUUCCUUGCUAAGUGUUAAGGACAGGAUUAAAAAUUUGGAAAAAGGUUGUUCUGCAGUUAUCCCUAUACCCAGUUCAGGUUCGUCUUUUUUCGCCUCUCAGGAUCUCAAUCAUGGACAACCUAAGGAUAUCACCAACACUUCCACAGCUCAGCCCCAAUUGGCAAGCCCUCCUGACGCACAACGGGAAAAUGAUACUUCUAGAGGAAGCACUAGAUCUGACACUAUCUUGGAAGGGGAAAACACACCAACUAUGGAAGGAGGAGGACCUGUUUCAAGCUUGGCGCAGCCCUCUUGUAACCCUCAAAUCCAUAGAUCCAACUCCUUUUCUAACCUUGGUUCCAACACUAAAGGAAGAUACGACCACCUCAGUAGAUCUGUGCAGUAUUCAAAAGCUAGGAUCCAAUUCCGGAGAAGCAGGCAUCGAAAAGAAGCAGGGCCUUAUUCAACCCCUGAGAUUCAUGUGCUCAGUAUGCGAGGAGCACCUUCAACAUGUCGAGAUGAGGGGAAAUGUGGAGAAGAUCCAUGUUACCAUCAAAUCCCUGACUUUGCUAGAAAGGGAGGAGGAUCUGGAGUACGAGUGCCUAAUGCUCCCGUAUCACUUUCCGAAUGCAACAAUGAUGUUGCUGCACAAGGAAACCAAGGUGCCAAUAUGCUUUCUUGGAAUUGCCGCGGUGCGGCCAAAAUGGAAUUUCGCAAUCGAAUCUCUGAUUUAAAGAACCAGUACUCUCCAUCCAUUAUGUUGAUUCUUGAAACUAAAUUGUCUGGUCAGGAUGCACGAGAUGCAGCUGCUAAGUGUGGAUUUCCCUGUUCCCACAUCGUAGAUUCACAAGGGAGAGCAGGAGGAGUUUGGUUGCUAUGGGAUGAUGAGGAGGUCUUUGUUGAUGUUGUCAUCUCUUCUCACCAAGCCAUCCAUGCUAUUGUAAAGGUACGUUCUCAUCCUUUAUUCUCUAAUUGUCAUUGGUUCCUUUCUGGGGUUUAUGGUAGACCUCAAUUUGAAUUGCGUUCCCAAUUAUGGGAGGAGUUGCGUGUUGUUGCAAACCAAUUUACUGGUCCCUGGCUAGUUAUGGGGGAUUUCAAUGAUGUGGUGGACCAAACUGAAAAAUUUGGUGGUGCCCCCGUUUGCCAAUAUCGAGUUCGUGCUUAUACCAAUUGCAUGAGUGAUUGUAACCUCAUGGAUAUUGGAUAUACUGGAGGUAGGUUCACUUGGAUUAAUAUGAGGGAGAAUAACCAGGUUAUUAGAGAGCGUCUUGACAGAGCUUGGGCUAACCCGGAUUGGCGCCUCUUAUUUCCCAAUGCUAAUGUCUAUCAUCUCCCCCGUAUUAGCUCAGACCACAAUCCCCUGCUUCUUCAGCUUGAUGUCCCACUAAAUAGAAGUGGAGCCAGACCUUUUCGACUUGAGAAAUUCUGGUUGGACCACCCUGAAUUCAAAGAAAUCAUCACCCCUAUUUGGUCCAAUUGUGAUUCCUCUACCUCUCAAUGCAUCCAAGCUACCCAAACUUCUUGCAAAAUAUGGAGUAAAUGCACUUUUGAUAAUAUCUUCAGUAAAAAGAGAAAGCUGAAUGCCAGGUUAGAGGGCAUUCACAAGGCUCUCUCUGUCAAGCAUUCUAACCUUCUAUCUAGCCUUGAGAAGGACUUGAUUAAGGAGUAUGAGCAUGUUCUCAAACUGGAGCAAGAUUUAUGGUUUAUGAAGUCCAGAUCUAACUGGAUUAUUGAUGGGGAUCGCAACUCAAAAUUUUUUCACCUUUCUACCAUAAGGCAUCGCCAUCAUAACCGUAUCUAUGGUCUUAGAACUUCUGGUGAUAUUUGGGUUAAUGAUCAACUUGCUAUCACUAAUCUCAUUAGAGAUUAUUUUCUGGAUCUCUUCACCUCUUCAGUGGAAUGCUCAUAUCAUGAUUCCUUUUCUACCUUGGGGAUCUCUACUCCUGAUCAUAUUGAUUUCUCUUGCUUGGAUAGCCCUCCUACGAAUGACGAAAUUCAUGAUGCUCUUUUCGGGCUGAAGCCAUUUAAAGCCCCAGCAAGUUUUAUCCCUGGAAGAAAAGGUACAGAUAAUGUUCUUAUCCUACAAGAACUUGUCUACUCCUUUUCUAAAAGGAAAGGUAAGACGGGAGACAUGAUUAUCAAGCUUGAUCUGGAAAAAGCUUAUGACAGGAUUGAAUGGAGUUUCAUUAGAGAAACCCUCACGUUCUUCAAGUUCCCUCCUCUGUUUAUCUCCCUUGUGAUGAGCUGUAUCUCUUCCUCCUCUAUCUCAAUUCUUGUUAAUGGCAAUAAGACUGAGGCCUUCCUUCCAUCUAGAGGCCUUCGUCAAGGUGAUCCCAUCUCCCCCUAUUUGUUUAUAUUAUGUAUGGAAUAUCUAUUGAUCAAGCUUGCGAUGGAUACUGAUGCUGGAAAAUGGAAAGGCUCCAAGGCUGGUAUCCCUAUUUCUGCUAAGAGACAUUCCAAGGUUGAUUGCCAAUUCAUUUUGGAGAAAAUCCAUUCGAAACUCACUGGCUGGAAAACCAAGUUCCUCUCUAUGGCUGGUAGAGCCACUCUUAUUUCUUCUGUAUUAGCCUCUAUUCCUAACUUCUAUAUGCAGACCAUGUGGCUUCCUUCUUCUGUUCAUAAGGAAAUAGAUAGAAUUUCCAAUAAUUUUCUUUGGGGAUCUACUGACCAGCAGCGCAAAAUUCACUCUAUAGGCUGGGAUACUGUUUGCUUGCCUAAAAACAAAGGAGGGCUUGGUUUUCGUAGUGCGAGGAAUGCCAACAUAGUUGCCAUGAGCAAGCUCAAUUGGAGGCUCCAUACAGAGAAAGACAAAGCUUGGAGGGAGGUCUUGGUCAGGAAAUAUAACAUUAAAAACUUCUCCUUUGCACCCUCUCCGUCUGCCUCUCCUGUCAUUAAGUGUAUCUCUAAAGGCACUGAGUUGUUUAAGUCCGGAAUCAAGUAUAUUCCUCGCAAUGGCCAUUCCAUUUCCUUUUGGCUUGAUCAUUGGGUUGGUGUUGCUCCCUUAAGGUCUGUUUUAUUUGGUCCUCUCAUCGAAAAUGCAGAGUCUAUUCUUCUUUCUGAUGCUCUUAGUAAUGGUGCCAUCAACAUGGAUGCUAUUGGUUACACCUUGCCAAGUGAUUUGGUCAGGGAGAUCUUGGCUAUUCCUCUAUCGAAUCUCCCUUCUGUUGCUGAUGGGUUCUCUUGGCAAGGGAAAGCUAAUGGUAUUUUUUCUACUAUCUCUGCAUAUAGAAACCUCAUUCCUAUAUCUACCCAGCUGCCUUUGGAUUGGAAUUGGAUCUGGACUACUCCUACACUCCCAAAAAUCCAAAUGUUUUUGUGGCAACUUGCCCAUGGUAGGAUUAAAACCUUGGAGUUCCUUCACCAUAUAGGGAUUGUUGAUGAUCCUGUUUGCAAAAUAUGUAAAGGGCAGACUGAGUCCAUUGAGCAUAUCUUUCAAUUUUGGUCUUCUAAUCCCCUUCCUUCAUCUAAAAGUACUAAGGCUACUAGAUUCAUUGGUUGGGACCCUCCUCCUCCAGGAUGGCUCAAACUUAACACUGAUGGUUCUGCUGUUGGUAAUCCCAAUAAUGCUGGUUGUGGAGGCCUUUUCAGGGAUUAUCAAGGGCAUUGGGUUAUUGGUUUCACACGCAAUAUUGGCCCUACUACUGCACUUGCUGCAGAACUUUAUGCCAUUAGGGAUGGUCUUAACAUUGCUGUUUCUCAUCACUUCCACUCUAUUAUUGUUGAAACUGAUUGUCAGGUUGCUUAUCUUCUUUUGAAUGGUACUGUCAACAGGUUUCACCCUUACAGCACUCUUAUUAUGGAUUGCAAGGCCCUUGUGCACAUGAUUCCCCAAGUCCAAGUGAAGAAUGUGCUGAGAGAGGCUAACAUGGCUGCUGAUGCUCUUGCAAAAAAGGGGGUUCUUGCCCCCCAUGGCUUAAGUGUUUUGUGUGUUUGUCCACCGGAGGUGGAUCUCUUGUGUACUGCAGAUCAUGUAGGGGUUAGCUACCCCAGACUUUAAGUUUUUAUCUAUGUCUUAUUUAUCAAAAAAAAAAAAAAAAAAAAAAUUAUAUUAUAAUUUAUAAUUAACAGUA
Molecule: messenger RNA, 5563 nt
Organism: Rubroshorea leprosula
Lineage: Eukaryota; Viridiplantae; Streptophyta; Magnoliopsida; Malvales; Dipterocarpaceae
Source: the annotation of a GenBank genome assembly